Molecule: messenger RNA, 1107 nt
Organism: Aspergillus homomorphus CBS 101889
Lineage: Eukaryota; Fungi; Ascomycota; Eurotiomycetes; Eurotiales; Aspergillaceae
Exons: 2
Coding region: 1-1107 (368 amino acids)
Source: RefSeq, a predicted model, not a curated record
AUGGCCGCUCUUGCAAUGACCCCGACCGCUGUCCGCCAGCCUUUCGCCAGCCUGGAUGCACCUCGCAUGCGUUCCUUGCUCCGGACCAAGCUGAACUUGAAAAACAAACAAGAUGGAGCCCUCUUGUCCAAGAAGACCCAGCCAACAAUGGACGCCGACUCGGAGAAUAUCGACCCAGUCACUCUUAAGCUCUCGACCAAGCGAAAGCGCACUAUGGACGACGACGACUCCGAACCAUCAACCAAGAUUCCUUCCAAGCCAUACAAAAACUCUCGCGUGGUUCUGAAGACUGUGGGACCCAGUGUUACUCCCCGUAUGCCUGCAACUCCCACCAAACCCAUCCUGACCACCCCCAAGUCGGCGCCUGUCCUCAAGCCUGCCGGACGGUCGCCUCAACCGAAGUCGUGCAAGUCCUCUUCCCGUCGUUCGACCAUUGCAAAGAGCCGGCCCGAAUCGACGAGCCGGAAAUCCGUUCACCGUCCCUUCUCUCUUGCUGCAGCCUUGUCUGGUGCCAAGGCGAAGAGCCAGCCCAGUCCCAAAGCACCGGCCUCGUGGGCGUUCGAUAUCUACGUUGAUAACGAGCAGGAAGAGAUGACGAACCUGAUGCAACAUUCCACCUGUGUCCUGGACAUUAAUGACCAGGAAGGAAAAGUGGAGACCUCGGUUCGAGGCAAGGAGAACAUCCCUCCCGCGGAACUGGCCUUGGAUCUUCCGCGCUCUCGCCAGCAGGAGUCUCCGGCCGCUGCAGCCCGCAAGUCGGUCAUGAUGGAGGAGUCUCGUGCUCCUCUUGGAGACCUGAACGCCGCCGACUAUUACGGCGAUGACUGUCAUGCGUUCUCAUAUGUCGUCGUCUACGAUGACGAGGAGACAGCUGGCGCCGAGAAGAAGGCGCCCGCCCACCUUUUGCCACGCACUAGCCCUCGGUCCGUCCCCAGUAAACUGUCGAGUGUCUCUUCCAUCUCCGCCUUGCUUGAGGCCACCCUGCCUGCCGAGCCCAGCACCAACGCCAAGUUGGAGCCAACAGAAGCUGAAAUCGAGAUCUGGGAGAGCGGCAGUGCUGCGGAAGAAGCAGCCGAGGCCGCCGCUGAGUCGUUAAAUCGCGCUUGA